UUAUUUAUAUGUUUAUUUCUGUUAUCCGUUGUGCUUGGCUCUGCUGUCACGGCGAGGGGCGGGCGCAGGGCAGUAGUUCCGUCAGCGGGAGCCCGGUCCUCUCCACGUCCGGCACCAGCACCCCGAGGCGAGGGCGCCGACAGCUCCCGCAGACCCCUUCCACGCCCCGGCCCCACGUCUCCUACUCGCCCGUGGUCCGGAAGGGGCCCCUCGGCGCCGGCACCGCGGCCCAGCUCCAGCAGCAGCAGCAGCAGCAGCAGCAAGCGGCCCAGCUCCAGCAGCUCCAGCAGCAGCAGGCUCCUCCGCCGCCGCCCUCGGGCCGCACGGGGAGCCCCUCGGCGCGGCGCUACCCGGCCGAGCCCCACCACCACCACCACCACCACGCCCACGCCGCCCACCACCACGCGCCGCCCGGGGUCUCGGAGCGACGGAGCCGCUCGCCGGCCCUUGAGCGCCACACCGUCCCGCCCAGGAACGACUCCCCGCGCCGCGCUUACCGGCACGCCAGCAGCCGGUGGUCGGCCCCGCACGUCCCCGCCGCAGAGCCCCACGCGGGGCCCCGACACGGAGGAGGAGGAGGAAGCGGCGGCGGCGGCUACUACAGGAGCCCGGACUACGCCGGGGAGGACGCCUUCCCUUACGAGCACGGCGGUGGUGGUGGCGGCGGCGGCGGCGGCGGGCGGGCGCCCAGGACUUCCCGGGCGGCAGGAGGAGGAGGAGGAGGAGGCGGCGGAGGGGGUUCCCCGUCGGUGUCCCCGUCUCGCCACGGGCGGCGCCUGCCCAAUGGCUACUACCCCUCGCACCACGGACCCGCCAAGGCGCGCGGGAGCGGCGCCUCCCGCAAAGGACUGCACGAACCUUCCUACAGCGAAACGGACGAGGACGACUGCUGCUAA
Molecule: messenger RNA, 896 nt
Organism: Anolis sagrei ordinatus
Lineage: Eukaryota; Metazoa; Chordata; Lepidosauria; Squamata; Anolidae
Source: RefSeq, a predicted model, not a curated record